Messenger RNA from Ctenopharyngodon idella (grass carp), 3295 nucleotides. It is a transcript of the gene mapk14b, whose product is annotated as mitogen-activated protein kinase 14b. Gene Ontology annotation, cellular component: cytoplasm; nucleus. Lineage: Eukaryota; Metazoa; Chordata; Actinopteri; Cypriniformes; Xenocyprididae. Gene Ontology annotation, biological process: protein phosphorylation; intracellular signal transduction. Gene Ontology annotation, molecular function: MAP kinase activity; ATP binding. The transcript is spliced from 12 exons. The record is from RefSeq and is a predicted model, not a curated record. The coding region runs from base 290 to 1375 and encodes 361 amino acids.
GACGUCACGCGUGUUCGUCAGAGGAGAACCUGUAACAGGAAAAAAAAAGAAAAAAAAGAAAUCCGCGCAAGAAAUCUCACGCUUUGCCACCCAGCGACUCCUCAAGGAUCAGAGUUGGAGUUUGUGCACGAUCUUCAGCGCUCGCGUCUGUGCAUUUGACUGAUGUCCUCUGAUGCACGGGGACAGGACUGUGAACGCGGAGGUUGUGCUUUUGUUUAGUUAGUUUUUUGUUUUUAUCACAGCACUGAGAUCAGGAGAGCAGCGCAGAAGUUUCCACUCCUCUACAGGAAUGUCCCACAAGGAGAGACCGACUUUCUAUCGACAGGAGCUCAAUAAGACCAUAUGGGAGGUGCCGGAGCGGUACCAGAGUUUAUCGCCCGUGGGCUCUGGAGCUUAUGGAUCCGUAUGCUCCGCGUUAGACUCAAAGUCAGGCCUGAGGGUCGCAGUCAAGAAGCUGUCCCGGCCCUUCCAGUCCAUCAUCCACGCCAAGCGCACAUACAGAGAACUGCGGCUGCUGAAACACAUGAAACAUGAGAAUGUAAUUGGGCUUCUAGAUGUUUUCUCGCCCGCUACCAGUCUAGAAGAAUUCAAUGACGUGUAUCUGGUGACUCACCUGAUGGGAGCAGACCUCAACAAUAUUGUCAAGUGCCAGAAGCUGACAGAUGACCACGUCCAGUUCCUCAUUUAUCAAAUCCUACGAGGAUUAAAGUACAUUCACUCAGCAGACAUCAUCCACAGAGAUCUUAAACCCAGUAACUUGGCUGUAAAUGAAGACUGUGAACUUAAGAUUUUGGACUUUGGUCUGGCCCGGCUGACUGACGAUGAGAUGACGGGAUAUGUUGCCACCCGAUGGUACCGUGCCCCAGAGAUCAUGCUCAACUGGAUGCACUACAACAUGACAGUGGACAUCUGGUCGGUGGGCUGCAUAAUGGCUGAGCUCCUCACAGGACGGACCCUGUUUCCCGGCACUGAUCAUAUUGAUCAGUUGAAGCUUAUCUUGAUGCUCGUCGGAACCCCAGGGCCAGAGCUCUUGAUGAAAAUCUCUUCGGAGUCUGCAAGGAACUACAUCAAUUCCCUUCCUCAUAUGCCCAAAAGGAACUUCGCAGAUGUGUUUAUUGGUGCAAAUCCAUUAGCUGUGGACCUGCUGGAGAAGAUGCUGGUUCUAGACACAGAUAAACGGAUCACUGCGUCACAGGCUCUCGCGCACCCGUACUUUGCCCAGUAUCACGACCCAGAUGACGAGCCCGAGGCAGAGCCGUACGACCAGAGCUUCGAGAGUCGCGAUCUAGAGAUCGACGAGUGGAAACGACUCACGUACGAGGAAGUGGUCAGCUUCGAGCCUCCCAUGUUCGACGGAGAUGAGAUGGAGUCAUGAGGAGAAUCAGGACCUACAGGACCUUCAUCCGUACAGGAAAAUGACAUUCAAGUGCCUGCCAUCAUCAAGUGCUGGCUUCCCCGUGUUCUUAUCCAUGCCUUCAUACACGCUCUGUCAAAAUAAGAGAAAAAAACAUGCAAUCUUUCCAAAAGGACACAGAGAAUGUAAUGUUUUAAUCCCCAGUAAAAUGGACUACUUUUUUGGCCAGAACACUUACAAUUAGAGAAAACUGCACAUUCUCAUAUCAAAUUCAUAUCAGCUUUGUAAACUCACAGUUGCAUUUAUUAUUCUAUCUCUGGGGAAGUGAAACAUUUACCUCCAAACUCCGCUUGUAGCCUAUACAAUAUAUAAAGGCCAGAAAAACUCUGUACUGUCAGAAUACUAAGUUUUAGGUAUGUAAAUAAAAAUGGCACAGCUGUACAUAAAUGAUAAUAAUGUGCACCAACAGUUUUAUUUAGUAUUUGCAGCAAAGCACAGAAUGUGACCUGCAUUAUAAAUAGCAAAUGAACGAACUAAAGAGUGAAUCCGAACACCUAAAGAGAAUGUAAUUACUAUUUAGUGCUGUGUGUCGAAUGUAAACAGAAGAGUGUUCAGCUGCAUCAAUAACAGAUGACAGGAACAGUGAUAAAUAUGAAUACAUGCAGACAUGCUUGUUCUGAAAUGCAUACUGGAAAAUAUUUAGAAAAAAACACACAUGUGGUGCUCAGUGCGAAUGUGAAAUUCCUCACGAUUUUUUACAUUACAAAUGUCAUGAAUCCUCUAGAACAUGUCAACCCAGAAUCAGAAGAAAAAAAUGUUAAAUAUAUAAAAAAACAGGCUAUUUUGAGAGCCAUUAUAUUAUUAAUAUAUAUUAUUACCGUAAUGCAAAAAUUUUCCCAAUUUUCAUUGCUGUAAUGCAGAGAAAAAAUUGUGAUUUAUUAUUUCAAUGGUAUUUUUUUUUUUUUUUGUCCAUCAUGAUAUUUGUUAUAAUGCUUUUAUUUAAUAAAAUGAAAAAAUCCUGUAAUACUGUAUUACAGUAAUGAGACCCGGCAUUGAGAAUAAUGUUUUUUUUUUUUUUUUUUUUAAAUCACGAAAAUCAUGUCAGAAUGCAAAAGGUUUUAAAAAUAUGCUUCCUUUUUAUAUAUUAAAAAUGUAUUUUAAUUUUAUUUUUGGGUGAAAUGUGAUUUGGACAUGUUUUUGACUGGUUUUGUGCAAUCCAUCCUUUUUAUCAGCCUGAUUUUUUCCCAGAGUUAACGCCAUGUUAAAGGGCAGCUGAUCCUCUGGCUAGACUAGAGCGUAGUUUCUCCCCUCAUUCUUUCACCGCCAUUUCAUUAAUUUAUUAUUUGUGUAAAUUGAGAGAAAUGGAUUUAAAAGGGGAUGAGGGUGUUAACAGUAAGUGUAUGUCAACAGGAAAAACUCUACCAGCGAGAGACAGUUGCUUCAUGGUCCACAAUAAAAUAAUUCCCCUUUAUUUUUGCUUGCCCUGGGAAAGACAUACAGUACAGCCCGGAAGUUCAUGUUUGCAAAAAUGAAAAAACCUGAGCCAAUACUCUGCUAUUCCAUUGAGUGCGAUGAUCUUAAUUUAACAGCCCAGACUAGAAGACUGUCAUCAGGAAUGUUUUCUCAAGCGUUAACUUAUUGUAUAAGAUUAUUUUUAAGGUGUUUUCUUUUUCACUGUAUAUUAUCACUUAAUUUUAUUCAGCAAUAUUUCCUCUGUUGAGCAUGUGUUGUUAUAUGUGAGGGGCGUGUGUUUGUUUCUGAAGAGUGGAGAAUCAAGCAGCAAAAUCCAUUAAACGUCGCAUGGAACCGUUUUACAUAGAAAAGAGAUCAUUGUAUCACUUUUUUGUGCAUAUAACCAGUUUUUCUUUAGUCACCCAUAAGUUAUGUGGUCUGUGAACAACCACUGCUAUUCAGAAAUAAAGGCAAAUAUUUUUCACAGCA